Molecule: messenger RNA, 8301 nt
Organism: Sinocyclocheilus rhinocerous
Lineage: Eukaryota; Metazoa; Chordata; Actinopteri; Cypriniformes; Cyprinidae
Product: neural-cadherin-like
Exons: 32
Biological process (GO): homophilic cell-cell adhesion
Cellular component (GO): plasma membrane; cell-cell junction
Molecular function (GO): calcium ion binding
Source: RefSeq, a predicted model, not a curated record
UGGUUCGAGGUGGUUUCGGACGGGAACUCACCGGUCCAGAUAGAAAGAGACUCCGGACGCGUGUACUUGGCGUUUCGUUUGAUGUCAACAGCCGAGGUCAUGGUCAAAAUCCACAACAUGAGAGGUGAUGAAUGGUACCUGUGCUGGCUGACUCUGACCCUCCCCAACCUGUCAGAUGUGCAGUGGGCCAUGUUCCCCUACCCCUACCUGGCAGCUGUAGGUCCUGACACUGGUGCUGGCUCUGUGGUCUACAAGCUCGUGGCCCGAAGUGGAGAUGGCUCCAUGGGAACAGCUCACUUCCUUUUAGUUGAUGGUGGAGAUGAUUCAUUUGAAGUGGACAGAGUAACAGGAGAAGUGAAGACCACAGGGCGACCUCUGACCCCCAGUAAGGAGUACACACUGACCGUCCAGGCUGUAGACUCGCAGGGCAGGAGGGGUCCGCACGCCUCUGUGUUCAUACUAGCUGGCUUCCGGCCCCCUCAGUUCACCAACACCACCUACACGAUCUACAUCCCAGAGAGCACUGGGGUGGGCCAAGCGGUGGCGGUGGUCCAGGCUAUCUCUUUCCAGAGGAAGACUCUGUCUUAUAUGCUGCUGGUGAACCCAAGCAACCUGUUCAGCAUAAACCAAGAGAGUGGUGCACUCAGCCUGACACGCACUGUGGACUUUGAGAGUGGACAACAUCUCCAUCACCUGCAAGUCAGAGUUUCCGAACCAGAUACAGGACUGAGCAACAUGGCAGAAGUGGUGGUUCACAUCACAGAUGAGAAUGACUGCACACCCGAAUUUAUGCACUCCAUUUACAGUCGAGACAAUGUCCCUGAGACCACCCCUACUGGCACAUCCUUACUGCAGGUUCUGGCACGGGACUGUGAUACGGGCCUGAAUGCAGAACUGUCCUACUUCAUCCAGAGUGUGGACUUUGACAUCUCAUCUCAGGGAGUGGUGAGCCCCAGUCAGAGGCUGGACUAUGAGAGACCCAACCACAUGUACGAGUGCACAGUGGUGGCCGUGGACAAGGGAGCGCCCCCUCGCACAGGCACAGCCUCCAUCCGAAUCCGCAUGACCAACGUCAACGAUGAAGCCCCUGUCUUUUCACAAACUAUAUAUAAAACCUUUCUUUCAGAAGAUGCCGGCCCGGAAACGCUAGUGGCCAUUGUGCACGCCAAAGACCCAGACGGGGAUGGCGUAACGUAUGCCAUCACUGGGGGUAACGAAGACAGCAAUUUUGAGCUGGACAACCAGAAGGGCAUCAUCAAACUGCGGCGUAGUCCUCCUCCUAAACUGCGCGGGCCUCAGUAUGUCCUCAAUGUCACGGCGACUGAUGACAACGCAGCCAGUGGGCCACUCCCCCUUAGCAGCUCCGCCCAGGUCAUCGUUGGCAUCAAUGACAUCAACAACAACAAGCCAGUAUUUGAUGAGUGCCAUAACUACAGCGUGAAUGCACUGGUCCUGGAGAAUCAGCCCCCAGGGACUUUUGUUCUGCGCAUGCAGGCUCACGACGCCGACACUGGGGUCAACGGGGAUAUAUAUGUGAAAUUUCUUUUUUUAAUUUUUAAUUUCUCUCUUAAAUUUUUAAUUGUUCAGAUGCAAAACAGAGUGACUUCAAUUUGCAAUUCACCAAUGAGUUGCAUCUAUGUGCAUUGUAUGUGUUGUGCAGGUUUGAUCAGUACGGCGGUAAGUUUUGAUCGAGAGAGGCAGCGAGAGUAUACACUCUCGGUCACGGCUACGGAUCAAGCACAGGAACCCCUCAUCGGCAUCUGUCAGAUCACUGUCCUCAUCGCUGACCAGAACGACAACGACCCCAAGUUUGAGAACAGCCGCUACCAAUACUUCCUGCGAGAGGACACACCAGUUGGGACAAGCUUCCUGAGGGCGGCGGCUCAUGAUGAUGACCAGGGCACCAAUGCGGCCAUCACCUACUCUCUGUCCCAGCAGAGCCCAGCUUACUUUCAUAUCAACCCCAGCACAGGAUGGAUCUACGUCUACCACCCUAUCUCACAGACAUCACGGAUCAGCCAGCAGAUCAUUGCUACAGACGGAGGGAGUCGGAGCAGCUCGGUCGAUCUCACUGUCAUCAUCACCAAUGUGCACAACCAGCCCCCGCAGUGGGAACAGGCAGAAUAUUGGGUCACGAUCCCGGAGAACACACCGCGCGACACCAAAAUAGUGACCAUCAAGGCGACGUCCCCUCUUGGUGACCCCAGGGUGACUUACAACCUGGAGGAGGGUCAGGUUCCUGAGACCAACAUGCCCGUGCGCUUCUACAUCAAGCCUAACCGGAGGGACGGUUCUGCCUCUAUCCUGGUGGCAGAGAAUCUGGACUAUGAGACCACGCGUUUCUUUACGCUCCGAGUGCGUGUACAGAAUGUGGCGGCUGUACCACUAGCUUCCUUCACCACUGUCUAUGUCAACAUCACAGAUGUAAACGACAAUGUUCCCUUUUUCAUGUCAUCCACAUAUGAGGCGACGGUCCCAGAGGGUGCGGAGAUUGGCACAUCAGUUGCUCAGGUCUCAGCAACUGACCUGGACUCUGGUCUCUAUGGAAUGAUUAACUACAUCAAUCUGAAGGAUCAAAGUGGGGACUCACAGUUCUUUAGCAUUAAUUCCUACACGGGCAUCAUCCACACCCGGGCCACCUUCGACCGUGAGCAGAAAGGCUCCUACUUGAUUGAGGUCCAGUCUCAGGACAGCUCAGAGUCGGCCCGACCCGGUCAGCAGGGUCAACCUAACACAGACACAGCCUACGUGAGGGUUUUUGUCACAGAUGUAAAUGACAAUGCUCCAGCCUUCUCUCAGCCUGUAUAUGAGAUCAGUGUGGAGGAAGACAAAGAAGUGGGCUUUGUGGUCAUUACCGUUACAGCUAACGAUGAAGAUGAAGGUGCCAAUGCCCAACUUCGGUACCAGAUUACCUCUGGGAACACCAUGGGCACAUUCGAUGUGGAGCCAGAGGUUGGCACGAUCUUCAUUGCCCAGCGGCUAGACUAUGAGCAGGUGCAGCGCUAUGAGUUACGGCUGGUUGCGUCGGAUGGAAAAUGGGAAAACCAGACAAUGGUUGUCAUUAAUGUCAUCAACCAAAAUGAUGAGGCACCCCUUUUCACUCAGACUGAGUACCACGCCAGCGUCAUGGAGGAACUUACAGAGCUUCCUGUCCUUGUAUUUGAGGUCUCAGCCACGGAUCCAGAUCAGGAGGCGGACCAGCGUGCGGUGCGGUAUUCUCUACACGGGCAGGGAGCUGGUAACGAAUUCACCAUAGAUGAGAUGAAUGGUAGGAUCUUCGCCAAACGUCGUUUAGAUCGCGAGGUCCGCUCAGCCUGGCAAUUCAUGGUACUUGCCACUGAUGAGAAUGGGGCAGGUCUUACCGGGUUUGCUGAUGUUCUAGUCGAAGUGCAGGAUAUGAAUGACAACGCACCUGUCUUCCUGUGUGCAACAGACAACUGCUUUUUGGGUCACGUGCCUGAGAACUCCCCAGCGGACACUUCCAUAAUGGAGAUGCGGGCCACCGACCUAGAUGAUCCAAAAGCUGGGAAGAAUGCUAUCCUUACCUACAGAAUUGUGCAGAAUGUGCGCAAUGAGAUCAAUCUUAACCUCUUCUCCAUCAACCCAGCCACAGGCACUAUCUAUACUGUUUUGCGCUCUUUGGACAGGGAAGUGGUGGAUCGAUACCUUGUUGUGGUAGAAGCUCGUGAUGGAGGAGGACUUUCGGGGACAGGAACAGCCACCAUCGUAGUUUCCGACGUCAAUGACCAUCCUCCGGUGUUCACCCAGAGAGUCUACAUGGCCUCUAUGCCAGAAAACUUGGACAUCAACAGCGAGGUAGUGGUAGUGGCUGCCACCGAUGGUGAUGAAGGUGAAAAUUCAGUCAUGGCGUUCAGCAUCAUUGGUGGAGAUGAAGACCGCAAAUUCUUCAUUGAGACUGACAAGGUGAACCGCCGUGGCAUAGUGAGGCUGAAGAAGAAGAUUGACUUUGAGAAGCCACAUGAGCGCACAUUCAACCUGACGGUCAAAGUGGAGGAUGCUGACUUCUUUAGCCUGGCCUACUGCAUCAUUCAGGUGGAAGACUCCAAUGACCACACUCCAGUCUUCUUCCCACAGUUCUACGAAGCAGGAUCCAUGUUCGAGGACGUUCCAGUAGGCACCAUCGUGGCACAGGUGACAGCAGUGGAUCUGGACUCUGGACAAAAUGGGAGGUUCACAUACAGCAUCGCCCCAGAAUCCGACCCCUUUCAGCAGUUCCUGGUAGAUAAGAGUGGUUGGGUUGUGGUAGCUGACUCUCUGGACAGGGAGAAGGUGUUUCAACAUAGGCUUAUGAUCCUGGCCACAGACAUGGGCAGCCCUGCUCUGACUGGCUCUGCCAUUGUGCUAGUGACCGUACAAGAUGUCAAUGACAAUGGACCAGAGUUUGAGGCUCCAUAUCGGCCCAUUGUGUGGGAGAACACUAUUGCGCCACAGGUCAUUCACAUGAACGAUACAUCCAUUCUGUUGCAUGUUAUUGACAGAGACACGUCAUCCAACGGAGGGCCUUUUUCCAUCCGUCUGCUGAUGCUGACCUCUGUUGUUACUAAUUUCAACUUGACUGAUCUGCGGAACGGCAGUGCCAUGAUAACCGCUCUCCGCAGCUUUGACCGGGAACAGCAGAAGCAGUAUCUUCUCCCCAUCCUGAUGAUUGACAGCGGCUCACCACCAAUGAGCUCCACCAGUACACUCACCGUCAUAAUUGGAGAUAAAAACGACCAUCCCCAUGCACCUGGACACAGCGAGUUCAUAGUGUACAACUUACAGGGUACACUCCCCAUGACGGUGCUUGGACAGGUUCAAUCCCCUGACCUUGAUGAUUGGAGCGAGAAGGUUUACAAGUUCGAAGGCAAACCCCCCAGGCAAUUCAGCCUGAACCAAAACACCGGUCAGCUGAGCAUCCGAGAGGGAACACCAGCUGGAUUCUACAGCAUGCAGGUGAGGGUGGCAGAUAAGAGCUGGCCUGACGUCACCUCAUCAGCUGAGGUCAUGGUGAUGGAGCUGGAGGAGGAGGAGCUGAGGAAUGCUGGGUCAAUCAGACUGGCCAACCUGACUGCAAAUGAGUUUUUCCAAGCAUCAACGAAUGAGGAGAGCCGAUACAUGCGUCUCCGCCGCCUCUUGUCCGAGCUCUUCCAGACUGAUAUGGAGAACGUUGACAUCUUUAGCCUGGCCAGUGGCAGCCAGCCAAUGCAGCAUCACCUCAGCGUGUGGUUUGCCGCCCAUGGCUCGCCAUACUACAAGCCCGAGAAACUCCACGGCUACGUGGCAAUGCACAGAGCUAAGUUGGAGUCCGCUCUGGGUGUGACAAUUCUACAGGUGGGGGUGGACGAGUGCGCCUAUGCAGCGUGCGGUCAGACAGGUGGCUGCUCUAGCAAGGUGACAUUCAGUAACACCCCUAAAACACUGAACAAUGGGAAUGUCUCUUUGGUGUCCGUCUCAGCCAAAGCGAGCGCUCAGUGUGGCUGCCUUGCUCGAGAGCGCGUUCACCUGCACUGCUCUUCAUACUCACAAAACCCUUGCCUGAAUGGAGGCACCUGUGUGGAUAGUGAACUAGGCUACAGGUGUAAAUGUCCCCCUAUGUUUGAUGGACCAGAAUGCCAGCAAACCAAGCAGAGUUUCCUUGGCAAUGGUUAUGCUUGGUUCUCUCCCAUAAGGCCUUGCUUCCAGAGCCACAUCUCUCUGGAGUUCAUCACAGAGGCAGGCAAUGGCCUGCUGUUCUACAAUGGCCCAAUGGGAACACCUCAGCCUGGAGAAAAAGAGGACUUCAUUGCACUGGAGCUGAAAAAUGGAGUUCCUGUGCUGAGCGUGAAUCACGGCUCGGGGACUCUAACACUGCAGCUGUCCGCGAGAGCCACUGUCACGGACCGCCGCUGGCAUCACCUCGACAUCAUCAGCGACGGCAAGACUGUCCAGAUGAUUCUGGACCACUGCUCUGGUGCCAUGGUGAACGAGGUGGAAGGCCUGGGAGUUGAGAUGUUUGAGACUGAUCAGUCGGUGUGCAAGGCCUCCGGAGAGACGCCAGGCAGUGAAAGGUUUUUGGAUGUCUACCAACCUCUCCAGUUGGGUGGGGUUAAAGAGACACACUCACUCCGUAGGUCACACCCCCAUUACAAAGGAUUUGUGGGAUGUGUGAGGAACCUGGUGGUGGAUAGUCAGGUGUACGACCUCGGCAGCGCAGCAGAGAGCAAGAACAGUGCCCCGGGAUGUGCCCUAACAGAUGGUGUGUGUCUGACCACUGGAGGACCCUCCUGUGGGGUCCAUGGGAAAUGUCUGGGGGAAUGGGGCUCCUUCAGCUGUGAUUGCCACCCUGGAUAUAGCGGACACAAGUGUGACAAAGCCCUUCCUGAGUGGUCGUUUGAGAAGGACGGUGUGCUGAGGUACCAGCUGAGAGGUGGAGGAAGUCCACGCAAAACCCAAGCGCACUUCCUGCUGAGAACCCGCUCCUCCAUGGGCAGCCUGCUCAGCAUGGCCUCACGUGACGCCAACGAGUUCAUUAUCCUGGAAAUAGUAGAUGGGUACCUCACUGUCCGUGCUAACCUUGGGGACUGCACUCACUCUCUGAAGUUAGCAAGUCAUCGCGUGAACCACGGCCAGUGGGUCUUCCUCAGCCUUCAUCGCCAUGACAACAUCUUUACCCUGCGACUGGAGCAGGGUGGGGGUUCACGGGAGGUCACAGGGGUCCUGGGUCAGAAAAAGGAAAUAGUAGUUCACCCCUCCAGUGUGUUUCUGGGAAACAGCGCCACUCCAAAUACACAGGGAGACUUUCAGGGCUGUAUGCGGGAUGUAAGACUGAACGGUCACUCUCUGCCGCUGGAUGGUCAGGGCACAGAGUUCAGUACUGUACUGAAGCGCCGUGGGGUCGUGCCCGGCUGCCACUCUGACGCCUGCAGUGCCAAACCCUGCCUGAGUCCACUGUACUGCGUCGACCUGUGGAGGAAACACGAGUGCAGGUGUCCAGCCAAUCAGGUUGCAGUGGUGGAUGAGGUCACAGGUCUUUUACAUUGCGCCCCGUCCCCCUGCGGCCCCACCACAUGUCGUAAUGGUGGCACCUGCCUGGCUCACUCCACCAAGAGCUACCAGUGCCGCUGUCCAGAGGGCUUCAGAGGCCAGUGGUGUGAGAUCGGCCGGGUCAAAUCUCUCCAUCUCACAGCGCUCAGUCCGAGCUCCAUCCUAGCCAUCAGCAUGUGUCUGCUCGUCUUUUUUGCCGUGCUUGUGACGGUGACCGUAUGGAAUCAGAAGGGCAGUCGGAAUAAGUUCCGCAAGCGAGGUGUUUACCACAUCCCAGCGGAGCACGAGAGCUGGGAGGACAUCCGGGAGAACAUCCUCAACUACAACGAGGAGGGAGGAGGAGAGCAGGACCAGAACGCCUAUGACAUCACUGAGCUGAAGAGGCCGCUGUGUUCCAGCUUGUCCCAGUCCUCCUCCUGUACCACAGCCCCCCUCAUCAAGUCGUCCCAGGGCUCUCAGGAGGAGGUCCAUCCCUGCGGAAACAUCACCAAUGGAGUCACCCUUCCCUACCACCACAAUGCCAGCUGCAGCGGUCACUGCUCCAUGGACUUCAAGAGCUACGUGUCGCGCAUCAUCUGGGAGGCUGACAAUGACAGCCUGGCAUUGCCCAUGGACACCUACCACGUGUACUGCAUCGAGGGAAUGGGCUCCAGUGCGGGCAGCCUCAGCUCGCUGGGAUCGGCCAUUUCAGAGGAGGCCUUCACCUACGACUCCCUGCGGCACUGGGGCUCCAAGUUCGAAGCCCUCAGCGAGCUUUAUCGAGGACCGGAGCUGGCCGUCCCCUACAUGAACACGGUGCAAAGCCAAAGCCAGGAACAACAACAAUAACUGGACGACUUCAAGCCCAGCGUUUGUUUUUGUGUUAGUGUUUUAUAGCCUUUAUAGGGUUCCAGUUUGAACGCUACAAAAACGUGUCCUAAGAAAUGGUUUCUGUUCAUUUGUGAUAGUCACACAGCUUUAAGGGUGAGGAGCAGCUGAGGUUAGAGAAAUGUUUUGUUUUAUUUAUUGAGUAAAAUAUUAAAUGUACUGUAUUUAUUUUUGCUCUGAUAGGGAACAAAGCCAGUGAAUCAUCAGGACUUCGCCACCAUGAACAUGGUAUAUGGUCACAUCCAGCGUGUCACAACUAAGGUGCGUUUCAGUAAACACACGUGACUAACAUUGCGUUCCAUCUGACUCCGAAAUUUCCAGCUUGCUUAGUGGAAAUGCGCAUUAGAAUGCCACUUUAUGUAAGAUUUCCAUCUUAGAAGCUUGCGCGGAACUUUGAUUUGCCAAAAUGUG